Molecule: messenger RNA, 543 nt
Organism: Paramecium sonneborni
Lineage: Eukaryota; Ciliophora; Oligohymenophorea; Peniculida; Parameciidae
Source: the annotation of a GenBank genome assembly
AGAGUAUACCAGCUAAAGGAAACCCUGGAUGAUACUUGAAACUACAAGUACCAAAUAUUGAAAGACCAUUCUGAUUUGUAAAUUUAGCUAGAAGGGGUAUUGAAAUCAUUGCUAACCAUGCUAUUGAAUGCAAUAUUAUAGGUAAUUUUGGUAUUACUUUAAAUUGAGUUUUGAGUGUUAAUCGUAUAUAUAUGCAAAAUACUAUAUUAUAUGAUACUUCUCCUGUUCCUGCGAAGAUACUAAACAAUGAAUUGAUUUAACAAAAUGGACCCGAACUUAGAGGAUUUUAACCAUACAUUGUAUAAUAACAAGCAGUCAUAAACCAAUGUAUACACAAAAUUGCAUCAGAAAGUGAUAUAAAGAAAACUAUAUCUCCAGGCAUCUUCCUUGAAUUUGGAUACUUUACAAAGCUAUAAGUGAUGAACAUUGUGCAUAAAAAUGCUAAUGGGGCUAAUUCAUAAUAAUACUCUUCAAUACAAACAAUUAAAAAUAUAUAUUGAUCUAAAGGUUACACGAUUAUCUUUUCAGAAAGUUCAACAUCAG